AUGUCUUCCAGCAAGUCACUCCUACCUGCUGGAAUGAGCCCCGCAGGAUUCCUCUACCCUGCUGCCCUCUGUGCCUUCAUGGUCCGACAUGGCCUCACUAAAAAGUCACUCGCACCAUCAGGUGCCAUGGCUGCAACCUUUGUCGGUAUUGGCACCUUCACAAACUCGCCUUAUGUCUUUGGCUCUGUCCUCUUGACCUUUUACCUCUCCUCGAGCAGAUUGACCAAGUUCAGGUCGCAGAUCAAGAAAACGCUCGAAGAGGAUCAUCAGGAAGGAGGUGGACGCACAGCUAUCCAAGUGUUCUCGAACGGCGCUACCGGCGCCGUUUUGGCUGUUCUCUUUCAAUACAUCUUCUGGACCACGGAAUCUCGACCCGCGACCUUGUUUGUGAACGACUGGAGAGCUAGCACUUUGCUCUUUGCGUACAUUGGACACUAUGCCUGCUGCAACGGCGACACUUGGGCAAGUGAACUCGGGAUCUUGAACAAGUCAUGGCCAACACUGAUUACAACCUUCAAGAAGGUACCCCCAGGAACUAACGGAGGUGUAUCUCCCUUGGGCCUAGGCGCUUCGCUUGGAGGUGGACUUUUGAUUGGUAUCACAGCUGCUAUCAGCAUUAUUGUGCAGUUGGCAGUGGAGGCGCCCAUCUCUUGGAGCUCAAACAAAGGAUUGACUGGGCUGGAUACUUUUACUGGCUCAUUGGACCCCAAGUUCCUUGGUGCCUUGGUUCUCGCUGGAGCAGGCGCUGGACUCUUUGGAUCUCUGCUCGACUCGGUAUUGGGAGCAACAAUCCAAAAGUCCAACUACUCGACAAAGAAGAAGGUCAUCACCUACAAGGCCCCAGAAAAGGACGACGAGGUCAAGGCCAUUUCGGGACUUGAUAUUCUGGAUAACCAUCAGGUCAACUUUUUCUCGUCCCUCAUCAUUGCUGUCGCUACUGGAUACCUUUCGUUGAAGUCCCUGUUUUAA
This is a messenger RNA of Linnemannia hyalina, 969 nucleotides long. The record is from the annotation of a GenBank genome assembly. NCBI's taxonomy places the organism in Eukaryota, Fungi, Mortierellomycota, Mortierellomycetes, Mortierellales, Mortierellaceae.